AACCAAAUAAAAGCACUGGGUUCCUAAGCUCAUUCACUGGCAACCAUGGCAUUUCCCUUUAGCAGCGUGGCUCUACUUGUCCUUGUAGCAGCUGUCUUGGUGAACGCAGAUAUGAAGGCGGACUGUGGACCCGAUGGCCUCACGCUGGUCUGGACCGAGGCCAGAUCCCUGAUGGACUUCUCUCUCCUGCGACUCGGCAGCUGUCGACCGACCGCCGUGUCCUUGAGGGAGGCCAUGUUCUCUGUUGAGUUCGGUGACUGUAACUUCAGGAGGACGGUGACCAAGGACAUCCUGGAGUACAGCAAUGAUUUAACCUUAGUGUCUCCUGGGAACACAAAAACAACUUUCCAUCAUCCCGUAUCUUGCACCUUCGAGAAGGCUGUUGACUGGGCCCCUCCCAUGUAUGACCCGUCCAUGCUCCAAACAUAUGGGCAAGGAGAUCUUCUGUUCAGUAUGGACAUCAUGAACGGCGACUUCUCGGGCCCAGCUCAGUCCCUUGCCUUCAGUCUUGGCUCACUCAUCCCAAUCAUGGCGACCGUGGGCCAGGACUCCCAUCAGCCCUUGCUGCUGCUUCUGGAUGAAUGUGUCGCCACCAACACACCGGACCUGCAGCAAGAGAGCGCCGUGUAUUCCAUAAUCUCUAACCACGGGUGUCUUAUGGACAGCAAGGGGGCGCGCUCGCGAUUCGAACCCCGGGUGGUCUCCUCAGAGAUCCGCUUGUCCCUGCAGGCCUUUAAGUUUGCAGUUGGUAAAGAGGUGUACAUCCACUGCACACUUGAGGCUUGGGAUCCCAGCGCUUUCUUCCCGAAUAAGAAGGCCUGCCAUAUCGUGGGCAACGGAUGGGAGCUUCUCGAUGACCCAUCUAUGAGCAGUCUUUGUGGAUGUUGUGACACCAGCUGUAGCUCAAGGAAAACCAGGAGCCCAUCAGGAGGUGGAAUAAAGAACAGUGCUGUUCUUGGACCCCUGACUAUUGUGGACUAGGAUGAAAUGGGAUUGCCUGUGACCUGAAACUACAUUUGUUUUAAUAAAAAGAGAAUUACUUUA
Molecule: messenger RNA, 1044 nt
Organism: Gadus morhua (Atlantic cod)
Lineage: Eukaryota; Metazoa; Chordata; Actinopteri; Gadiformes; Gadidae
Product: zona pellucida sperm-binding protein 3
Exons: 10
Coding region: 46-981 (311 amino acids)
Biological process (GO): binding of sperm to zona pellucida; positive regulation of acrosome reaction; egg coat formation
Cellular component (GO): extracellular matrix
Molecular function (GO): acrosin binding
Source: RefSeq, a predicted model, not a curated record